AUGGCCGAAAUUGUCGGUAGUGUUGCCGUCCUUGACAAGUUAAAAGUUCAGUUGAGCAAAACCAAGACGACUUUAGAAGCUUUAGAAAUCUUUACGCAGAAAGUUAUCAAUGAGACGCCGACUACGAGAAGAGUCAAAUUGCUCUUGCAAGAGUCUCAGACCCCGAAACUUCAGAGUGACUUGAAGGCUACGAGGACGCAGAUAAUGCAACUGUGGCUUUUGCUCGUAUGGAGUGUGUGCUACGAGAUGUUCAACUUUUGCAGCACAGUCAAAAUGUUGCCAUUGCAAACGCGCUUCAAGCCCUACAAUGUUUGGAUCCGAGAUGCUACCGUUAUCAACGUAUCAGCCAUCAACUUACAGAGUCCAGUGGGCCAAUUCUUCUCAUGA
Molecule: messenger RNA, 387 nt
Organism: Fusarium venenatum
Lineage: Eukaryota; Fungi; Ascomycota; Sordariomycetes; Hypocreales; Nectriaceae
Source: RefSeq, a predicted model, not a curated record